CCUACCAUUGAAGGCCCAAUCACUGGUGGUACACGCGGCCAUCCUUUUGGGUCCUGGCUUGGGGACAUCUCAGACAUCGGCUACGUGGAAGAGGAAUACUUCAUCUCCGGUAACGCCCAGCGAUAUGCAGUUGUUGGAGAACUUACCCCUGACGGCUUCUGGACCAUCCAACCAAACGGCACAUCACCAUACAAGACUCGGAUUCUAGUUCGUCGGCCAGCCAACAGAAAAGAUUUCAACGGAGAUGUUAUUCUUGAAUGGAUCAAUGUGUCUUCUGGAUAUGAUCUCAUGAUAUCUGACUCCAACGGUGUUUAUGAGGCUGGCUACGCUUUUGUUGGUGUCUCCGCUCAGCUUGUCGGUCUUGACGGCUUCCAGGAAGCUGGCGUUGUCAAGCAGGGUCUUACGCAGUGGGACCCCGAGCGAUACGGCUCACUCCAUAUUGAAGAUGAGAAUGUGUCUUAUGACAUCUUCACGCAAGCUGUCAACGUUCUCAAAUCUGGCAAAGUUCCCGGUCUCCAACCGAAGCAUGUUCUCGCAGUCGGCGAGUCACAGUCCGGGAUCCGCUUGGCUGCGUAUGCCAACGGUGUUCAGCCCCUCGCCAAUUCCGUCGACAUGAUCUUCUCACUUAUUAACGGGGGCAUGGCAUCGGACUUCAAUCCCGACGUGGCGAGACCCGGAGCAUCAGCACCAUCUCGCGCAAUACCAACAAAGAUUCGCACUGAUCUUGACAUUCCCGUUCACCAGAUCUGCACUGAGACGGAGGCGCUCAACAACUAUCUGGAUGGGACACGACAGGACGAUACUGACAAGUACCGCUACUGGGAGGUUGCCGGUGGCUCACACGCGAACAAGUUGGUGCUGGAUAAGAUUAUCGCCUACGCUACAAGAGACAGCGUCACUGCAGCCACGGCGCCGGCAAACCUUGAUAUCGUCAGCUGGUUGCCUCCAGUGGAUGCCGCAUAUCAACACGUUGCUCUCCCUAACAACACAAAUAUAAGUGCUGUAAACUGGCAGCCUAGCCUGGAUGCAAUUUAUCGCCAAGUUACACUGUGGGUGCGAGAUAAGCAUUACUCACCUCCUGUCUUCCCCCAUAUGGAGGUCAAGUUAAAUGGCACUGCAAGUGAUUAUGUUCGCGAUGCCAACGGCAACGUUAAGGGCGACAUCCGUUUGCCUGAGAUUACUGUUCCUAUUGCCGCCUAUAGUGGAAACAAUAACGGUCUCAGUGGGAACACUUACCCUUUCUCUUCUGCUAAGCUCUAUGCUCUUUACCCUACUCAUAAGGAUUACGUUAGUAAGGUUACAGCUGCGGCUAAGCUCGCUUUUGACCGGAAGGUUAUCUUAGACUACCAGGUUACUAACUAUAUUAAUGCCGCUAAGAAUGCUAACAUCCCU
Trichoderma virens Gv29-8 is the source of this 1392-nucleotide messenger RNA. RefSeq lists its product as uncharacterized. The transcript is spliced from 2 exons. The annotation marks the transcript as partial. Lineage: Eukaryota; Fungi; Ascomycota; Sordariomycetes; Hypocreales; Hypocreaceae. The record is from RefSeq and is a predicted model, not a curated record.